This is a messenger RNA of Trifolium pratense (red clover), 874 nucleotides long. RefSeq names its product 40S ribosomal protein Sa-2-like. Bases 1 to 471 code for a protein of 156 amino acids. The transcript has 6 exons. NCBI's taxonomy places the organism in Eukaryota, Viridiplantae, Streptophyta, Magnoliopsida, Fabales, Fabaceae. Gene Ontology annotation, molecular function: structural constituent of ribosome. The record is from RefSeq and is a predicted model, not a curated record. Gene Ontology annotation, biological process: cytoplasmic translation; ribosomal small subunit assembly. Gene Ontology annotation, cellular component: 90S preribosome; cytosolic small ribosomal subunit; ribosome.
AUGAAGGAAACGGCCACCGCUGUCAUUCGAGAAAGUUUAUGUUUCAAUCUGGUUUACAAGAACUGUGACUACCAAAUGGAGCGUUACAUUUUCAAACGCCGUCAAGACGGUAUUUAUAUUAUUAAUCUUGGAAAGACUUGGGAGAAACUUCAACUAGCUGCUAGGGUCAUUGUUGCAAUUGAGAACGCUAAGGAUAUUAUUGUCCAAUCUGCAAGGCCUUAUGGACAGAGAGCUGUUCUCAAGUUUGCUCAGUACACUGGAGCUAAUGCCAUUACUGGAAGGCAUACUCCCGGAACUUUCACCAAUCAGCUUCAGACUUCAUUCAGCGAGCCUCGUCUUCUCAUCCUCACCGAUCCAAGAACUGAUCAUCAGGUGAUAAAUCUUCAACUGAUUGGGACAAGGCAUGGUCAAACUUUAAGAAGGAAGGGAAAAAAACUCCCUUCUCAAAUUUUUCUCCAAAUAAGUAUGUAAGCUGGAAUCCCAGGCGUUCAGAUUUCCUUGUGAACUCAUCAACAAAGGAUAUGAAGUACUUACUGCCACCUAAUGAUGCUACUUCAAAAGGACCACAUACAUCAGAAUGUAGUACUUCCAAAGCUGCACAUGAUCUCUUGCAGGUCUCCUUCACAAAUGGACCAGCUAGAGGAGUAUCCCACCAACUGAGAAGACAUUUACAUUUUUUAUAAAGGCAUUUUGGAACAUAAGGUGGUGCACAAAAAUAGUCAUGGUGUACAUGGAGGAUUAAUUGGAGAAAACACCAAGCAUAUUAGAGGAGUCGUUUAAUUCACGAAUUUCAAUUAGGGGAGAUGGCCAAGGAGCCAAAUCUAUCUAUUAUUUGUUUUAUUUUUUAAUAUAAUUUCGUUGUUUUAUAUUUUAA